Molecule: messenger RNA, 2013 nt
Organism: Durio zibethinus
Lineage: Eukaryota; Viridiplantae; Streptophyta; Magnoliopsida; Malvales; Malvaceae
Product: zinc finger CCCH domain-containing protein ZFN-like
Molecular function (GO): metal ion binding; mRNA binding
Source: RefSeq, a predicted model, not a curated record
ACAACGCUCUUUUGCUUUUCAAUCAAAAAAUAAAAAAAAAAGAAAUGUUUUUUAACUGAACAAAGAAAGACUCGCGUGAAGAAAAGUUAUCUUUUUAGUAUUUCUUUUUAUUUCCACUCUAAAAAACGUUAACGGUUUUUUUUUGGUUUCUCUGGUUUCUGUUAGGAAGGAGGAGGACGAGAGGGGAGAGCUUUUGCAGAAGUGACCGCGUGGUUUGUGACGGGGAAUGAGAAUUCCGGCGUGGAGGCGGUGCUAACGUGACAGUUGUGGUGAUGGAGGAAGAUGACUGCUGAAUGGAAUUCACAUUCGAUGCAGGACUUCCGAUGUCCCGAACAGCAGCAGCGGCGACGGUGACCGAAGGAACCUCGUUUUCACCAUCGUUGAAUCAAGAUGCUAUGUGGCAAAUGAACUUGAGAUCCAGUGAAACCAUGGAAUCUGGUCCUUACCCUGAGCGUCCAGGAGAACCAGAUUGUUCUUAUUAUAUCAGGACAGGCCUUUGUAGAUUUGGGGCAACAUGUCGUUUUAAUCAUCCUCCUAACCGAAAGCUGGUUAUUGCUGCUGCAAGGAUGAAAGGAGAGUUUCCAGAAAGAGUAGGACAACCUGAAUGUCAGCACUACCUGAAAACAGGAACAUGCAAAUUUGGAGCUACAUGCAAGUUUCAUCAUCCUAGAGAUAAAGCUGGGAUAGCUGGGAGUGUUUCCUUAAAUAUUUUGGGCUACCCUCUUCGCCCGAAUGAGACUGAGUGUGAUUAUUAUCUAAAAACUGGACAAUGCAAGUUCGGGAGCACUUGUAAAUUCCACCAUCCUCAGCCAACUAAUAUGAUGGUUUCAUUGCGUAGCUCUCCUAUUUAUCCGACUGUCCCUUCUCCAACCACUCCUGGUCAGCAGUCAUAUCCAGGAGGGAUUACAAAUUGGUCAAGAGCAUCUUUCAUUCCCAGCCCCCGUUGGCAAGGUCCUUCAAGUUAUGCACCUUUUAUUUUACCCCAAGGGAUGGUAUCAGUUCCAGGAUGGAAUACUUACAGCGGUCAAUUGGCAUCAGUCUCUUCUUCAGAGAACCUGCAGCAGACAAAUGCAAAUAAUCAAAUUUACGGAACCUCACGCCAGAAUGAAUUGGCAACUGCAGGAUCUCAAGCGUCCUUUUCUCAAUUUCGUUCUGGCUCUGUCCCUGUAGGUUUUUAUGCAUUGCAGAGGGAGAAUGUAUUUCCGGAGAGACCUGGCCAGCCUGAGUGCCAAUUUUACAUGAAGACUGGAGACUGUAAAUUUGGUGCAGUUUGUAGGUUUCAUCACCCAAGAGAGAGAGUUCUUCCUGCCCCUGAUUGUUUGUUGAGUCCUAUAGGCCUUCCUUUACGUCCGUUUUCAGGAUCAAGCGCAUACCACUACACCAAAAGCUAUAGCUGUAUCACCAAGCUUUGUUUCCACCCUUGUAAUGGCAACCACAAUUUCACCCAGUUCUCUCUCCGAAGGGGUGAACCUCUAUGCAUUUUCUAUUCUCGAUAUGGAAUUUGCAAGUUCGGUCCAAGUUGCAAGUUUAACCAUCCUAUGAGAAUUUUCACAUACAAUUACUCCUCAUCAUCUCCAUCUGAUGCCCCAGUUCACCGUUUCUUGGGGUCUUCUUCAGGAACUGCUGGGUUAAACCUGUCAUCAGAGGACCUUGUUGAAGCAGGCUCUACAAAGCCCAGGCGAGUUUCAUUGUCAGAGAAUAGACUAUUGUCUUCAAGUGAUGAUAAUAUUGAUACAGAGGGACAAACACUGCAACAAGAUACAGACUGAUUACAUUUGACAAUCUUUUGGUGGAUGAGGAAGAGUUAUCUAUAAAUUCAUUCCCCAUUGUUGGAGAUGUAUAGAGUUGGUGUUGGAGAUGUAUAGAGUUGGUGUCUAGUUGGUUCUGUUCUUUUAAAAAUAUGCAAUUCAGUCGACAGUUGCGUCUUCAGAAUUUCCUAUUCCUGCAUUUUAUAAAUCCGAAAAUGACGUCACAUUCGGUAAAACCCAAUGUGAACAGUUCAUCUGUCCCAAA